AUGAGUGUGCUUCCAGCCAAGAACCUAUUACAGCAUUUUAAAGAGUGCAUCAGCUUCAUCCAUGAGUGUCGCCUGAAUGGUGGAUCAUGUCUCGUUCACUGCCUUGCAGGUGUGUCCCGCAGCACUACCAUGGUGGUGGCCUACUUGAUGACUGUCACCCACUACAGCUGGGAUGAAUGUCUGUCUGCAGUCAAGGCUGUUCGGUCCUUUGUCGGCCCUAACUAUGGCUUCCAGCAGCAGCUGCAGGAGUACCAGACAACACAAGUCUCAGAGUACCGAGCAUGGUUACGGUCCAGUUUCCGUCCCUGUCCAUUUAAUGACCAGGAGCAGGUGUGUGCCCUGCUGAUCCAGUUCACAGAACAACAGCAAAGCCAGAGGAGAGGAGCAGACCAGCGCUGGAUAAAUCAAGGUGUAGGUGUCUGUUCUCUGCCAUCCGACCGUGAUGAAGGCAGCAGUUGAAGCACAGGCCUCUGGUCUUGCUAUAGCCCUACUCAUGGCUGUCUGUAAAUGACACAAAGCUAUUAUUCUGUACCCAAUUCCAAAUCAACCCCAAGUUGUGUUCAACUUUAAGGCCUUUGUAUAACUCUGAAAGCAUAGGAUGAAAUAAAUCCCCCUUAAAAGCCAGGCAUAUCUUUCAUACUUAACUUGCAUCUGUCUAUUAAUUUCUAAUCAAUGGAGGUUGAUUUAGAAUUGGGCUGCAGACUCUAACCCACAACCGGUACCUUCUUUGCUCCCUUAACUGAGUACAGCCACAACUGUGGUACUGGUGCUCACAAAAGCCUUACUCUUAACACCUCAGCACCUUAGCCAUGAUGAAUAAACAACAUUUCCAUGUGGACACUUUACACCUGCAACGUUCAUCUCGGUAGCCUUAAGUGACUGAUUUAAUGCAAUCUUAAAGGAACAUUUUGUCUAAUUAUGUGCAUGUCUAGUCUUUGCCGGUGGACAAUGAAAUCCACAAAUCUACAAGCAAUUUAUUGCCCAUUAUUCUGAGCCGUUAUUUGGACAUGUACUAUUUUAAAGUCCUGUCCAGGCUCCUAAUGUAUGUGUAUUUCAGACUUGUGUGUAGUGUGUUCUAACAAACAGAGUGUAAAUUAUAAUUGUAAUUUACCCACUGGGCAUCAAUAAAAAUAUAAAUUAUUAUUAUUA
Etheostoma spectabile (orangethroat darter) is the source of this 1149-nucleotide messenger RNA. RefSeq names its product dual specificity phosphatase 22a (gene dusp22a). Gene Ontology annotation, biological process: protein dephosphorylation; signal transduction. Lineage: Eukaryota; Metazoa; Chordata; Actinopteri; Perciformes; Percidae. Bases 1 to 459 code for a protein of 152 amino acids. The record is from RefSeq and is a predicted model, not a curated record. Gene Ontology annotation, molecular function: protein tyrosine phosphatase activity. The transcript is spliced from 4 exons. Gene Ontology annotation, cellular component: cytosol.